Molecule: messenger RNA, 1884 nt
Organism: Raphanus sativus (radish)
Lineage: Eukaryota; Viridiplantae; Streptophyta; Magnoliopsida; Brassicales; Brassicaceae
Product: UPF0481 protein At3g47200-like
Exons: 2
Coding region: 63-1538 (491 amino acids)
Source: RefSeq, a predicted model, not a curated record
ACGGUUGAACAAGACCAUUCAACGCAGGACAAAGAAAAAAAAAGAUUCUAAACAAGAGAGCCAUGGAUCCUCCAAGUCAAGUCAAUGAAGACAGUGAAAUAAUACCAGACCAAGAAGAAGAAGAAACAGCUCGGUUGCUCCUAAAAAAAGUGACCCCACCAAUCCUUCUGAAGGAAUCAGCAGGUGAUAACUCUUGCUCUAUCUUCAGAAUCCCUCACACUCUUGGGCGAGCCAACAACACAGCUUAUGCACCCAAGAUAGUCUCGAUAGGCCCUUAUCACCAUCCCGAUGACAAAGAACAUGGACAUCUCAAGAUGAUCGAAGAGCACAAGCAGCGUUAUCUGGAGUUAUUCGUGUCAAAGACCAAGGAGAAUGGCGUCAGUCUUAGCCACUUAGUCAAAGUAGUCUCGGAUAUGGAACCGAAGAUAAGAGAUUCUUAUUCCGAGAAUCUUGAACUUAGUCAAGAAAAGCUGACCAGGGUGAUGCUUCUUGAUAGUUGUUUCAUUCUUAUGCUAUUUCUUGUGGUCACGAGAGAGUUUGAGUACAAGAACUUCACCGACCCUAUUUUCAAGAUGAGAUGGAUACUGCCUACUAUUCGGAGUGAUCUUCUCCUUCUCGAAAACCAGGUUCCUCUCUUUCUUCUUAAUAAAAUUUUAGAGACAUCAAAGUUAGCUUCAUCCACAAGCUUAAACGAGAUGGCCUUCGAGUUCUUCAGCUAUUCGAUAAGAAAACCAGACGCAUUCUGGGAGAAACAUAAGAAUCUUCGGGCAAAACAUCUUCUUGAUCUCAUUCGCAAGACUUUCAUACCCAUCGUGUCUCCACCAACCACCCAAAGACAUUGCUGCAUCGAUAUUUCAAGUGGUUUUGGUGGGAAAACAAGACCAACUACACUCAAAAACACUUGUUCAAGUAAGAAAGGCAGUUCAAAGGGGAGCACUGGAGCACAAACAUCAUCACCUCCCAGCCCUUUUCUUCGUCUGAUUGUCUCAGCCAAGAAGCUUCGUCUUCGAGGAAUUAAAUUCAAGCGGAGGAAGAAUGUAGACACGCCGUUAGACAUAAGUUUCAAGAACGGUUUGCUUGAGAUACCAUUACUAGUCUUUGAUGAUUUUAUGAGCUCUGUUUUAAUCAACUGCGUCGCCUUCGAGCAGUUCAACAUGAGAUGCUCAACUGAGAUCACAAGCUACGUAGUUUUCAUGGGUUGUCUGAUAAACAUAGAAGAGGAUGCAACUUUCUUAGUGGAGAAAGGGAUCAUAGAGAACUACUUCGGGACGGGUGAACAAGUUUCUCUCUUCUUCAAGAACAUCGGGAAAGACAUCUCGUUCAGCAUAUCUAAGAGUUAUUUAUCAAAGGUGUUUGAGAGAGUGAACAAGUACGCUUCAAAAGGAUGCCAUGUACACUGGGCUGGGUUCAAGUACACACAUUUCAACACUCCAUGGACGUUUUUAUCAUCUUGUGCUGCUUUGCUGCUGCUUCUACUUACCAUAUUCCAAGCCUUCUUUGCAGCCUUCGCUUAUUUUCGUCCUCCCAAGAACAAUUGAACGGGAAAACUGGAAGAUCUCUUUUUCUCAGAGUGAUAUUGAUCGAAUAGUUAAACUGAAACCUGCUUGGGGAGCAAAUGAUACCUACGAAUGGGUUCAUGGUCUGGUUGUUUUACUGUGAAGUCGGAUUACUGGUUGGCUAGUGUGCUAGAUCAAUCAGAUGUCCGUAGAAAGGCUGUGGCAAGGCUUUCUUUUAAUGUCUUAAAACAGCAGAGUGUGGAAAGUGGAUACUGCACCCAAGAUACGUAAUUUUAUGUGGAAGGCUCUCUCGAACGCACUGGCGGUGAGUGACGAGCUUUUGGCUAGGGGUCUCUGCCGUGGAGGAUGCUUCUCCAGCCAUGCGAGC